This is a messenger RNA of Sphaerulina musiva SO2202, 1461 nucleotides long. RefSeq lists its product as uncharacterized. The record is from RefSeq and is a predicted model, not a curated record. The transcript has 2 exons. Lineage: Eukaryota; Fungi; Ascomycota; Dothideomycetes; Mycosphaerellales; Mycosphaerellaceae. Bases 1 to 1461 code for a protein of 486 amino acids.
AUGGACAAAGCCAUCGGCAGCACAUGGGUCGCCAUCAUCGAAGGAAAAAGAUGGCCAGUGGUACUCUGUGGCGAGGACGUGACACCGAAAAAGUUCGUCGCGUUGCGUACAGAUCCUCAACAUCUGCCAGCAAUUCAGCUUGGUAGACGCAGAUAUUUAUUUGUCCAUGACAAGAUGUUGGAGGAGUAUGAUCACAACAAAACCAAUUAUACAAGCAGUCUAUGGGCCUCCCACGGGAACGAGGAUCCGCGGGGCGACGGUGAAGAUUUGAGAGAAGAGCGUCAAAUAGCAUUCGGAACCGACGCUUGCAAGUUCCAAGACGACAAAUACUGGGUCAAUUUCCUCGUUGAACAGUCUAAGCUCCGCAAACUCGGAAGGGGACAGCAAAGAUCAUCAUCAAACUCUCUAAAACGUAGGGCUUCCGUUACAACUGAACACCUGGCCGUCGAGGAAGAAGGCCAUCGCUCGCAGAGCUCCAUACCUGAAUCGAAGCGACGUAGAGUGCACGCACAUGGGUCAUCGCAUCGGCCAUCAACGCCAGCUCGGACAUCCAGGGAGCACCAACGGCGACAACACUCCGUGACUGGGGCGAUUCAGCUUUCUGGCAAUGAAGUCGAGGGUGAAACCGUCCUUGAAAACGAAAUAGUUGCAGCCACAAAUUUCCCAGGAAAUCCUCACCGUGUCACCCAGUCAGUCGAGACUAGCACCAGACUCGCAAAGAAUUCAAGAUCCACACUCUCAUUACCUCCAGCUCGCCUUGGACCAGACCAAUGCGAGCUCAUUCUGCCGCACGGCGAGGACAAAUACUUAGUAAUCAACAAAGACAUAAUUCCCAAAUGCAGCUACCUGUCCACCCGCAACCCCUCUUCCUCUUCCUCCUCAAAAAUCGACCUAACCCACGACCAACGCGCCAACGACGUCCAACUCGUAGCAACAGAUUUCUCCGCUGUACUCCAAUUCUACCAAACAGGAGACAUUGGACCUCGCUUCAUCAUCAACAACAACAACAACAACAACAACAACAAACCCCUUCAAUUCUCCCCCUUGGAUCUCUCUCCUGAUCAAAAAGCCGCACACGUCGAAUCUCUCGCUAAAGCCUAUGUGACAGCUGUCAAAAUCCAAGAUGAAAAUCUUCAACAUUUGAUUUUGCAAAAACUUCAACUUCUCGGCUCAUCUUCAUUUUCAUCUUCGUUCUCUUCCUUAUCUAUCCUGAUUCUCGCAUCCUGCUUCUCUCAUCUCGCAGCAUUGAAGACGACAGCACAUAUCGAAAAAGACGCCACAGAAAACGACAACGACGACGAAAUCUCCCUCUGGGUCCUCGACCUCGUGAAAAACCAUUACUGGCUCCUCGUGCGAAACCACAUCGACGAACUGCAAACCCUCUUCGAACACAAUCACAGCAUGCGCAGGGCCGUGUAUGAUUUUUUGCGCGGGAACCCCCUGGGGGGACGAGAAGGAUAA